AUGACCACACAAUAUACGGGACGGGAGAAAAAUAUGUAUACAGGGUGUUGGGCCAGAAGUAGCGAGCGAACAAUAACACGGAUGGGGCAUUUUUUUUGGAAGCAGUUGGCGUGGAUGGCGCAAGCGGAAACAUGUACCUACGGGCUUUGA
Debaryomyces tyrocola is the source of this 150-nucleotide messenger RNA. The record is from the annotation of a GenBank genome assembly. Lineage: Eukaryota; Fungi; Ascomycota; Pichiomycetes; Serinales; Debaryomycetaceae.